Trachemys scripta elegans is the source of this 995-nucleotide messenger RNA. RefSeq lists its product as uncharacterized. Bases 243 to 965 code for a protein of 240 amino acids. The transcript is spliced from 4 exons. NCBI's taxonomy places the organism in Eukaryota, Metazoa, Chordata, Testudines, Emydidae. The record is from RefSeq and is a predicted model, not a curated record.
CUGGAGCAGCUGGGGAAGCAAAUCCUCCUGGAGGGCACUGCCCACAUCCCUGUUCUCCGGGCUCCCUUGCGGGCAGAGAUAACUAAGGAUCCAGCUCUAGCUCCUAUCCUCUAGCAUCUCCUGCAGAGGGGCUGAGGGGAAGGAGAAUCCUGGCCCAGGCGGGGACUGGGAGCUGACAGGAAAAUGCUGAUGGAGUCCCCUCUCCCUCUCCCUUCCAUUAGAACUCAGCCGAAUUCCCCAGGAUGGGUCACCACGUGGCACAGCUGGCUCUGUUCGUCGGUGACCCAGACGAGGACAUCAGCCGGCAGGCCAGGGAGGGGGUUUACCGGCUCUACCAACUCCUGCUGCGCCAGAGGGACCUGAACAUCCAUGAGGUCGAAGACCUUUGGUGCUGGGACUGGCACCAGGACAGCAGGCUCCUUGGCUAUAAGAACACCGCCAGGGUGGGGGAGGUUUUUGCCAAAUUUUUCUCGGAGGGGCAGAGAAGAUUCUUCCUGCAGACAGCAGUGCUGGCCAUGCACGACCCCCUGCUGCGUGUCAGCCAGGCUGGGCUGCUCCUUACUUACUCCCUCCUGGGGCAAGCCGAGCAGCUGAUGGGGAGCAAGCAGGAGGUCGUCACAGCCAACAUAAUGAACCAACUUCACAUCAUCCGGCACUUGCGCCAAGUGCCGGAGGCGCUGCAGGAAUUCUGCCUCCAAGGCCACCAGCAACUCCUGCUCCCUCUAAACGGGGAGUGUAGUGAGACUGAGUGGCCUCCCUCCGAGCAGGAGAGCGAGGGCCCCUCUACACGCCCCUUGGAUGGCAGAGCCUAUAUUGCCCCACCCCCCUCACCUGUUGGCUGGCCACCAGGGCCUCUGGUAGACUCUGUUGCAACUGAGCGGCCUCCCUCCGAGCGGGAGAGCAAGGGCCCCCCUACACGCCCCUUGGAGGGCAGAGUCUAUAUCGCCCCGCCCCCCUCGCCAUAAGGACUGGGGCGUGGGGUCGGAAAUAUAAAA